AUGACAGGUAAAAGCGAAAGGCAAGAGAGACCAGCAAAACGACGAAAAUCCGUAAAGGAAGAAGUUGAGUCUAAAUUGGAACAAUCUUUUUUGCAGCCCAAAUUCGAAAAUGCGUAUCCUGCGUUCAGUGAAAAACUCUCAUUAAGUACCGAUGGAUGGCUUGGUUCUGAAGAAAAGUUGAAACAAUUGGAAGUACAUCCUUUAGCUACGGUAAUGUCUUUCGAGCCAGAAAGUAUUCUAAAGAUCUACGGAUUCACUACUAAAAAAUUAAACGUUAGAAAUAAACUUGAAGCUAUCUAUCAUGUAGAUGCCAACUCUCUGUCAUCUACAAUGACUUCACGUUUGAGUUUAUGGAGUCGCUUGUGGGAAGCUUUUCAAAAAGUAAAGUUUUUAAUCUAUUUCCAAUGCUUUAUAUCGUUUAAUAAUGAAACGCUUGAACUCAAUUUUGGGAUUUUUAUCUUGGAUUCAAUAAUAGCGCCCGAAGAAGCUAUCAUGGCUUCCGGUACGUCUUCUAUAUACACAGCUUUACUCGACCAAACUUUUGUUUCUCCUUUUGAUGGACCAGAAAAUCAACCUCGAAUUAGUACGAGACUUUUCUACAACAAUGCUAGAGAGCUGGCUAAGAGUUUACCUACCGGAGACAUCCGUCGUGAUAAGCGUUUACUAUCGGAUCUUCUUCCAUUUCAGAGACGCUCCAUAGAAUGGAUGAUUCAUCGAGAGACGGAUCUUCCAAGGAACUCAUGUCCGCUGCCUCCUUUAUGGCAUGAAUACCAGCUUCCUCAUGAUGAAAGAAAAAUAUUUGUCAACCAUACGUAUGGUUAUGUGACACUAUCAAAGGAAAACGUUUUUCAACUUGCCCCUGCAUCAGUAAAAGGUGGUGUUCUUGCAGAUGAAAUGGGUAUGGGAAAAACAUUAGAAAUUUUGUCUCUUAUACUUUUUCAUCAACGAUCUAAGGAUAAUCUUUUUGGUACUCAGUACGAUCCCGUUUUGAAGAAGGAUGUAAUUUUAUCUAGAGCUACUCUUAUUAUUACGCCAUCAACAAUUAUUGAUCAGUGGAUUUCUGAAGUUGAAUUGCACGUACCUUCCUUGAAAUUAUUUCAUUAUAAAGGCGUACGAAAGUCUGGAUCAAUUCCUGUAGAGCAAUUUCUGGAUGCUGACAUAGUCGUAACAUCUUAUUCUGAUUUGCGUUUUGAAUUGCUAUAUGCCGAAUCUUUCUCAAGGAAUCUUCGCCAUGAAAAACGGCAUAUUCCUCCUAAAUCUCCGCUCAUUGAUAUCUGUUGGUGGAGAAUAUGUGUGGAUGAGGCCCAAAUGGUAGAGACUUCGCAGAGCAAUGUUGCUCAAAUGAUUUAUAGAAUCCCAAGAGUAAAUUGCUGGGCGGUAAGUGGCACACCGGUACGAAACGAUGUCGAUGAUCUCUUUGGACUGCUUUUCCUUUUUCGAUAUUCGCCUAUUUAUCAACAUCGGAAGCAAACAUGGAAUCAGAUUAUUGAACUUAAUCGUGUUCAUGAAUUCUGUAGUAUAUUUUCCCCAUUGACUUGCAGGAACUGUAAAGAAGAUAUCGCCCACGAACUUCAACUACCUACACAGCAUCGUAUGUAUAUGCCUACUAGACUCACGGUUGUUGAAGAAACUAAUUACCAAGACCUCCUUAGCGAAGCAGCAAAAUCAUUAAAAUAUUUGGAUGACCAUUAUCUGGACUUAUCCCAAUUAGACAGUAUGAAACGCUGGCUCAUUCGCUUAAGGCAAUCUUGCUGUCACCCUCAAGUAGGCUCAGGUAAUAAAUCUGCGUUUGGUGGUGGUCCUAUGAAAAGCAUAAAUGAUGUUUUAAUAUUCAUGCUGGAACAAAACAAUUCAUUACUUUCAUCGACGAAAAGACAAUUUUUUUCUGAUGUAGUAACAACAGGUUGGAUUUUUGACCAUCUUAAAGAUUAUAAUAAAGCGUUAAGCAUUUGGAACGAAAUUUCACCAACUGUGGAAGAAAUACUUGUAGGCUUAGAAAGUGCUACCAAUCGAUUGGAAACUAACGCAGAAGAAAAAGAGCUUAAUUUGUUAUACGCUGGUCUAAACUAUCCUGGCAAUCUACGAGCAUGGCAAAUUUUGCUCCAUAAAAUUUACUUUUUUAUUGCAAGUACUAACUUCGUCCUAAAAAACGAAGAGCAAGAGAAAAAAUACUAUAUACUCGCUCAAGAUUUGCGAAGGAAAAUGAUGAAUGAUAUAAUUGUAAAAACAAGCAAACAUAUUGGCGAGUUUAGCAAGCAGUUCAACAAAAAGAAUUUUGUUGUACUACCGAAGUUGCCAAAAUUAAUAUCAAGAGGAACUAUUUUGAGUUACAUAGCAGUUGAAGACUAUGAACAGAUACGUGAACAGUUGAAUUUGCAAGCAGAAUCUUUAGUGAAAUUUCGGGAGCGACUAAUUUAUUUGAUGAAGCUUCCUUUAUUGGACCAAGAAUCUGAUCCAACAGGAGAUGAAUAUGAAGAGUCUUUGAAUGCCCAAUCGGAAAUUUCAUUUUGUAUCGAUGUGUACCGGCAAAUGAUUUCUGAUCGGGUGGCUGCCAUUGAUGGAACGAUGAAUACGUUCGUCUCUCAUGAGACAGAAUUACAAAAAAUUAAACUGUUGGAAAACAUUGAGAAUGCCGAAGAACUAGGUGAAAAAGAAGCAUUGGAGCGCAAUGAAGGAUAUAUGCUGUUUUUUGAAGAAAGAGAAGAAGCCCGUCCAAAAAGUGAGGAACUUGGAUCUGUUCAAAACAUAUUAUCAAGACUAGCUGACGCAUUGGGUAAGUCCAGCACAUCUAAUGAAUAUACGAUUGCCCAAAAAUUAUUUGAACAAGUAAAUGAAGUUACAAAAGCUCAAUCCAAAACGUGCAGAAAAUUGGAAAAAGAGUUAAGCUUGAUUCAAUUAACUUACAACAUGAGAAUUGACUACUAUAAACAUUUGCAAGAAAUUUCAGAUUCUUUGAUACCACCAGCAGCUCCUAAGAUAAGUCAGUCGGAGGUCUCUAAAAUAGAAAACGAACAGACGGAUUUGUUUGAAUCUACUGUACGGGUCGCUAAGGAAGCCUGUGCUAAGACACUGGAAGAGGAGACGCAAGAAUCAAAAUCAGAACUUGAGAGCGUUGAUGAGAUGGUCCUUAAAAUUGAUAUUCCUGCUCAUCUGGCUUUAUUGAAUGAGCUUAAUAAAGAAAAGCAGAAUGGUUUAAGAAAGAUCGGACAUUUUGAAUCUAGACAUCGAUAUCUUUGUAAUUUGUAUGAGCACGUCGUCCUCCGUGCUAGUUCGAAGCAGCAAUGCGUUAUUUGUCGAGACGUCAUUAAAAAAGGCUUUAUUACAACAUGUGGGCAUUUUUAUUGUCGAGAUUGCUUAGUUGCUUGGAUGAAACACCACCCAUCUUGCCCUAUGUGCAAAGCCAAAUUAACAAAAAAUAGUGCGUUUUACAUUGGCGAAAGCUUUGACAUACGUACACGACAAGAGUUUGUUUUAGGAUUCCCUACUAGUGAAAAGGAUAUGGAAAUGUUGGACGAAGAGACAUUAAAGCGUAUCGUAUCUAUUCCAUUGAAAGUUUCUUUUGGGUCAAAAAUUGAUGCAAUCGUUAGACAUUUGAUUUAUUUAAAACAAAUUGAGCUGUAUCCAAAAGUAGUGGUAUUUUCCCAAUGGUUAGACGUUUUGGAAGUACUGCACAAAUCCUUUGAGGCAAACAAUGUUUCGUUUUUAAGAUUUGACGGAAAAGCUAAAAACAAUUGCUUGAAGAAUUUUAAAGCUGAUCGAGAUAUAGAAGUAUUGACGUUACAUUCCAGGUCUCAAUCGGCUGGCUUAACACUUACUAAUGCUACUCAUGUAAUAAUGUGCGAACCACUUUUAAAUAGUGGAAUUGAACUACAGGCUAUAUCAAGGGUGCAUAGAAUUGGUCAAACACGACCUACUUAUGUGUAUUAUUAUAUUGUCGAAGACACUGUGGAGGAUCACAUCAUGAACAUGUCUAUACAAAAGCAUAAAGAGCUUCGGACAAUAGGAUUAGAUGUUCCUUUAUUUGGUAGUAUACAAAGGAGUACAGAUGCUUCUUACGGUGGAGAAGUAGUUGAUGAUUCAGAAAUUCGUGAAUGUCUGAAAACUGCUCUGAAAAGGUUAAACCUAGAAGAUGGGGAAUAA
Schizosaccharomyces octosporus yFS286 is the source of this 4140-nucleotide messenger RNA. Its product is annotated as ATP-dependent DNA helicase. The record is from RefSeq and is a predicted model, not a curated record. Gene Ontology annotation, molecular function: ubiquitin protein ligase activity; ATP-dependent chromatin remodeler activity; ATP binding. Gene Ontology annotation, biological process: protein polyubiquitination; DNA damage response. The coding region runs from base 1 to 4140 and encodes 1379 amino acids. Gene Ontology annotation, cellular component: nucleus. The transcript has 5 exons. Lineage: Eukaryota; Fungi; Ascomycota; Schizosaccharomycetes; Schizosaccharomycetales; Schizosaccharomycetaceae.